AGUCUCAGUCUGUCACCCAGGCUGGAGUGCAGUGGCGCAAUCUCGGCUCACUGCAAGCUCCGUCUCCCCGGUUCAUGCCAUUCUCCUGCCUCAGCCUCCCGAGUAGCUGGGACUACAGGUGCUUGCCACCACGCCCGGCUAAUUUUUUGUAAUUUUAGUAGAGACGGAGUUUCACUGUGUUAGCCAGGAUGGUUUCGAUCUCCUGACAUUGUGAUCCGCCCACCUCGGCCUCCCAAAGUGCUGGGAUUACAGGCGUGAGCCACCGCACCCAGCUUCUCUGGCCUCUUCUUAUAAGGGCACUAAUCUCAUUCAUGAAGACAGCCUCAUGACCUUAUUACCUCCCCAAGUCCCUACCUCUAAAUGUCAUUACUUUGGGGAUUAGAUUUGAAAUUUUGAAUUUUGGCGGAACACAAUAUUCAGUCUAUAAUACUGUCCAUCCAUGCCGAAAGGGCCUGGUUGUUCUAGGAAAACCAACACUUCAGUGCUGAGUGUGAGUUCAAUGACUGUCACUUUAUUGAGAGCAAGGAUUGUGUGGAUUUGUGUACUCCUAGAACCUAGCACCAGACUCAAUUCUUAACAGGCCUUUAAUAAAAAUGUAUUCAGUAAAAUACUGAAUAAUUUUUUUCACUGCCAAGUAGAAGAUAGGAAAAACAGAACAUAAAACCUGAAACCAAACUACAUAUGAAAUUAUAUAAUCUAAUCAUACACAAAGAUGGAGACCUCAUAAAAUACUUGAGUAAUAAUUUUUAAAAUGCGUCUACUAUUCUCUUCAACUCUACUACAUAACUAUCCAGCUCUUAAUUUCAAUUAUAUUUUGGAUGUAGGAUUUGUAGUUGAUUCUUUUUAUAACUUCCUGACCUCUGUAAGAAUUAAAUAUAUGAUCUAAUUUCACAAUAUAUUAACAAUCAUUAUUUUGAAGUUGUUUUUGAUAACUCCAAUAUCUGAAGAGUCUAUAUGCCUAUUGACAUUUCUUGUUUUUUCUCGAGCCUUUUGGUAGAAUGGAUUUGUUUCCUGAUAUGCCAGUUAGUUUGAUUGAAUGCUAGACACUGUAUAUGACAAAUUAUAGAAAUCAUACAAACCUCUGAAUGAUCAUAUCUUCCUCCCUAAAACAUUUACUUUUGUCUUGAUGGGAAGUUAGGACGGGGCAGACCCAAAGCUAUGUUACAAUGCUACAGUCUUUGUGAGUAGAGAAAGUGUAUUUUGAGUUCAUUUAGACUCCUAGGGGCUUAGUCCUCUGAGCAUCCCAAUCGUGAAAUCUUUACCAGAGCUUUUCCUCUUUAGUGGGCCCUUAAGCUCUGCUUAUGAAUCAGAAAACAUUUCAGGAGAAAAGUAGUGGCAAAUGUCAGAAUUGCCAUUCUGAACUUGCCUCCCCAACAAAAUACUUGAACCCUCCUUUCCUUGCUGCCUAGAGAUAGCUCUCUGAAACCUUCAAAUAUAUUUUUAAAAAUAUGUCCUAGCCAGCUUUUCUAAAUUGUACCAGUAUAAGGUUUACUCUACAAAACACUAGUCCCUCACUCACAAAAGCAGAAACUGUUUCUCUUCCUUUAAUGAGAAUUGCCACAAGUUUGCCAAAUUUAUUAAUCUUCUCUAAGGAAGAGCAAAAUACAAUCCAACAUUUUAUCAUUAUAGGUUCCCACAAAAUAAGAUAUUCUAUGAUACAAACACAUUCUUCACCCAAGUAAAGUACUACAAAUUAAACACAUUUAAUGCCUGAAAAAAAUCUUCCUAAUGUUGACCAUUGUUUAUAUUAGUCAUAUGUUAUGUAUUAGGAACUAAAAGAAUGUUUUCUCAGUGCAUAUGAAUAAGUCAGCUUUACUUUUUACAAAGAUAAUUUGUACUAUUUGAACAUUUUGAAGAGCAUAAUAGACCUGUUGAAUUUUGUUACUGUUUAAGGCUGAGUGCAAUCUCAUUUCCUUAUGCCCUUAGAGAGAACUACCUGAAAGCAAAUAUCUAAAAAACAAUUUAAUUUGCUACUUAAAAUGAUAUGCUAUCAAGUUGAAAUCACUCUAAAGAUAAGGAAACUAUAAAGACUACAGGAAUAAUGUAUGAACAGUUAAAAUUGGCUCAUUAUAAAGAAUACUAACCCUCUUUCAAUGGUAUUUGAGGUAGACAAGCAUUGAAUAACUCUUAAUUACUUACUCAAGGAACAUUACCUCAUUUGUUUAGUGCCACCCAUUUUUCCAUAGCAAGUCCUCAAAUAAUUAUUCCCAAAGCUGUAUUUUAUCUUCCAAAUGGCUUUAAAUUUUCAAUAGAUCCAUAGAUAAUAAAAAGUUAUCAAUACUUCAUAUUUUCUGAGGAACUGAAGUUAUAUGUCACACACAUACACACAUACACACAAACAUGCACACAAAGCUAAGAAUCACAAGGCCCCAUUUAAUUUCUUUUUUUUAAGAGAUGAAGUCUUGCUCUUCCACCCAGACUGGAGUGAAGUGGUGUGAACAUGGCUCACUGCAGCCUCGGCCUCCCAGACUCCAGUGAUUCUCCUGUCUCAGCCGCCUGUAAUACUCCAUUCUCACACUGCAGAUAAAGACAUACCCGAGACUGGGCAAUUUACAAAAGAAAGAGGUUUAAAGGACUUACAGUUCCACAUGGCUGGGAAAGUCUCACAAUCAUGGCGGAAGGUGACAGGCACGUCUGACACGGUGGCAGACGAGAAAGGAGCUUGUGCAGGGAAACUCUGCCUUACAAAACCAUCAGAUCUCAUGAGACUUAUUCAUGAUCAUGAGACAAGCACAGGAAAGACCUGCCCCCGUGAUUCAAAUACCUUCCACCAGGUCCCUCCCACAACACAUGGGGAUCCAAGAUGAGAUCUGGGUGGGGACAGAGCCAAACCAUAUCAUUCCACCCCUGGCCCCUCCAAAUCUCAUGUCCUCACAUUUCAAAACCAAUCAUGCCUUCCCAACAGUCCACUCAAAAGUCCAUACUCCAAAGUCUCAUCUGAGACAAGGCAAGUCUCUUCCGCCCAUAAGCCCGUAAAAGCAAAAGCAAGUUAGUUACUUCCUAGAUACAACGGGGGUACAGGCAUUGAGUAAAUACAGCCAUUCCAAAUGAAAGAAAUUGGCCAAAACAAAGGGGCUACUGGCCCCAUGCAAGUCCAAAAUCCAACAGGGAAGUCAAAUCUUAACACUUCAAAAUGGGAGCAGUGUGAAGAAGAGGCGAGAACGAACCCCUGACCAACCAAAGCCCGUGCACCACUGCAUCCUGCGUCCAGCGCCUACAUCCUGCCGCCACCAUGCCCAAGAGAAAGGCUGAAGGGGAUGCUAAAGGAGAUAAAGCCAAGGUGAAGGACGAAUCACACAGAAGAUCCAUGAGGUUGUCAGCUAAACCUGCUCCUCCAAAGCCAGAACCCAAGCCUAAAAAGGCCCCUGCAAAGAAGGGAGAGAAAGUACCCAAAGGGAAAAAGGGAAAAGCUGAUGCUGGCAAGGAGGGGAAUAGCCCUGUAGAAAAUGGAGAUGCCAAGACAGACCAGGCACAUAAAACUGAAGGUGCUGGAGAUGCCAAGUGAAGUGUGUGCAUUUUUGAUAAC
Messenger RNA from Pan troglodytes (chimpanzee), 3526 nucleotides. Its product is annotated as non-histone chromosomal protein HMG-17-like. The record is from RefSeq and is a predicted model, not a curated record. Gene Ontology annotation, molecular function: nucleosomal DNA binding. NCBI's taxonomy places the organism in Eukaryota, Metazoa, Chordata, Mammalia, Primates, Hominidae. The coding region runs from base 3233 to 3505 and encodes 90 amino acids. Gene Ontology annotation, cellular component: chromatin; nucleus. The transcript has a single exon. Gene Ontology annotation, biological process: chromatin organization.